Centropristis striata (black sea bass) is the source of this 7847-nucleotide messenger RNA. Its product is annotated as membrane-associated guanylate kinase, WW and PDZ domain-containing protein 3. The transcript is spliced from 21 exons. The record is from RefSeq and is a predicted model, not a curated record. Gene Ontology annotation, molecular function: protein binding. Bases 576 to 5018 code for a protein of 1480 amino acids. Lineage: Eukaryota; Metazoa; Chordata; Actinopteri; Perciformes; Serranidae. Gene Ontology annotation, biological process: signal transduction. Gene Ontology annotation, cellular component: cytoplasm.
AUGUCUCACAGCUCAAUCACAAUGGGCUGGACCUCAACCGCAUGAACCGCCAAACCGGCGCUCGCUGCCGCCCGUCUAUUUUCAGCCUGCCCACAGGUAUGAGGGAUUUCUCGUUGACGCACUAUAUUUCAGCGACAGACACUCCACAAUCCGCCGCCGAGUGAGUAACAUACUCUCUGUUUACAUUUUGUUUGUGACUACUUGGCGUCGAGAGGCUCCCCCGGAGACGAAGCAAAGCGCGGAUAUGGUUCAGGAGACGCCUUGGAGAGCAUGAAACCAGAAUUGUUCCCCUUUUAACCAUCUUGCCGCUAUCAACUCCUGUUUUACGCACACGGAGCGCUUGGAUUUAUUGCAACCCAGGCAACUGUGCGCACACCGGAGCACAAACCCAGUGGGAUGACAAACCUCAGCGGCAUAUUCACGGGGUGAACAUCAGCCUCCUAGAUGUCAGGGAGAUGAAAUCCCCAGCAGCAGGUCUGGAUAUUAACUCAGGAGGGUUUAUUAGGCCGCUCGUUUAACAACAGCAAACCGAGGCGACUGUGUUAGAUCGUUACUUGUUCGAUAAGGGAGUAACCAUGUCCAGAACACUGAAGAAGAAGAAACACUGGUCCAGUAAGGUGGUGGAGUGCGCGGUGUCAUGGGGGAACCUGGGGGACUUUGGCUCCGUGGUGGAGGUCCUCGGAGGAGCAGAGCUGGGACAGUUCCCCUACCUGGGCCAGAUGAAGCUGGACGUGCUGGUGUGUCACGUCGGGAAGCUGCCCUACUACGGGGACGUUUUGCUGGAGGUGAACGGGACGCCAGUCAGUGGACUUACAAACCGUGACACCCUGGCUGUCAUACGCCACUUUCGGGAGCCGAUUCGCCUGAAGACGGUCAAACCAGGAAAAGUAUUGAACACAGACCUGCGCCACUACCUCAGUCUGCAGUUUCAGAAGGGCUCACUGGACCACAAGCUCCAGCAGAUCAUACGAGACAACCUCUACCUACGCACCAUCCCCUGCACCACACGGCUUCCUCGAGAGGCAGAGGUGCCAGGAGUUGACUACAACUUCAUCAGUGUUGGAGACUUCAGGAUCCUGGAGGAGAGUGGACUCCUACUGGAGAGUGGAACCUACGAUGGUAACUACUACGGGACCCCGAAGCCUCCAGCGGAACCCAACCUGGUGCAGCCCGACCUGGUGGAUCAGGUGCUGUUUGAUGAAGACUAUGGUGGAGAUGUCCCCAGGAAACGCACCACUUCAGUCAGCAAGAUGGACAGGAAGGACAGCGCGGUCCCCGAGGAGGAAGAUGAUGAUGAGAGGCCACCGCUGGUCAAUGGAUUGCCUGAGCACAAAGAGGGGGCAGACUGGAGGAAAGCGGUGCCCAGCUACACCCAGUCCAGCAGCACCAUGGACUUCCGCACAUGGAGUUCUCUCCCUCGCGAUGACAGCCUGGAGCCCCUGCCCCUUAACUGGGAGAUGGCUUACACUGAGACCGGCAUGGUCUACUUCAUAGAUCACAAUACCAAGACGACCACGUGGUUGGACCCCCGCUUGGCGAAGAAGGCGAAGCCCCCUGAGAAGUGUGAAGAUGGAGAGUUGCCUUACGGCUGGGAGGAAAUCGACGACCCACAGUACGGCACAUACUAUGUCGACCACAUCAACCAGAAAACCCAGUUUGAGAACCCGGUCCUGGAGGCAAAAAAGAAGCUGAGCCAAGAGACGGCUGCGAUCCAACAAGCCGCAGCAGCACCUUCCCAAGGUAAGGGCGGUGCGUUUGGCUUCACUUCAGACCCCAGCGAGCUGAAGGGUGAGAUGUACCAUACGGCGCUGAAGAAGAGUGCCCAGGGAUUCGGAUUCACCAUCAUCGGAGGCGACCGCACGGAUGAGUUCCUGCAGGUGAAGAACGUUCUCGGUGAUGGCCCCGCUGCCCACGACAACAAGAUGGCCUCUGGUGAUGUGAUCGUUGAGAUUAACGGGAUGUCUGUUCUGGGGAAAACCCAUCCAGAGGUGGUGCAGAUGUUCCAAUCCAUUCCCAUCAACCAGUAUGUGGAUAUGGUCCUUUGCCGUGGCUACCCGCUUCCUCCAGAUGUGGAUCUAGACAGCGACGACCCUCUCCCGCCGCCUCCUCCCCCGCCGGCCACGCAGCCCCAGCAGGCCCUGCACGGCGGGGAGGUGGUGACGGCCGUGCCGCUCAUCAACGGACAGCCGCUUCUGGUGAAGGGCGACGUCCUCCACGGCUCCUCUCAGGAGCUCCACUACGUCACUACGGACGCCAGCGGGCGGCCCGUGGUGGCGGCCAUGCCCAACGGGAGGCAGGGAGGGGAGCUGACCGCGGGGUUGCUGCAGCCGGAGCUGGUGAGCGUGCCGCUGGUUAAAGGCCCCGGAGGGUUCGGGUUUGCCAUUGCUGACUGCCCGCUGGGUCAGAAGGUGAAGAUGAUCCUGGACGCCCAGUGGUGCCGCGGCCUGCAGAAAGGAGACGUCAUCAAGGAGAUCAACAGGCAAAACGUGCAAACGCUGAGCCACGCCCAAGUGGUGGACAUCCUCAAAGACUUACCAGUGGGCAGCGAGGUCAACGUGCUGGUGCUGCGAGGAGGUCAAACAUCCCCUGUGAAGAGUCUAAAGCCUAGACAGGAAAUGACAGCCAGCACCGAGACUUUGGACGCGAUCACAGACUCCGCCCCCCAGGCCCUGCCUUACCACUCCAACACGAGCACCCUGCGCUCCGCCGACUCCCCAAAACGAGACGCCACAGAGCUGUACCUGAAGUCAAAAGCCCUGCUGGAGAGCAGACAGCCUCACACCAAAGACAUAGAUGUUUUUCUGAAGAGAGACAUUGAAACGGGCUUUGGCUUCCGUGUUCUGGGAGGAGAAGGUCCGCAGCAGCCAAAUGUUUUCCCCCAGGUGUACAUCGGGGCCAUUGUGCCCAACGGAGCCGCAGAGAAAGACGGUCGGCUGAGAGCAGGAGACGAGCUCAUCGGCAUCGACGGCGUGAUGGUUAAAGGUCGUUCACACAAGCAGGUGCUGGAUCUGAUGACAAACGCCGCUCGUAACGGUCAAGUCAUGUUGACUGUGCGCAGAAAGGUCAUCUACAGAGAUGCGACAGAGGAGGAGGCUCAGGAAAUGACUCCAGUGCUGGUGAACGGCUCUCCCAAGCUACCUCGCCUGCCGAUGCCCAGCGCCCUGGACCACGAGUCCUUCGACAUCACGCUGCACCGCAAAGACUCCGAGGGCUUCGGCUUCGUCAUCCUCACCUCCAAAAGCAAACCGCCGCACGGAGUCAUUCCACACAAAAUUGGCCGAAUCAUUGAAGGCAGUCCCACCGACCGCUGCGGCCUGCUGCACGUCGGAGAUCGUAUCUCGGCGGUCAACGGGCGCUCCAUCAUCGAGCUCUCCCACAAUGACAUUGUUCAGCUUAUCAAGGAGGCCGGCAACGUCGUCACCCUCACUGUGGUUCCUGAGGACGAAUACAAGGGCCCUCCAUCUGGAGCCAGUUCAGCUAAACAGAGUCCAGCUCUUCAGCACAGAGCCAUGGGGCAAAGGUCUGCACUACAGGAUGAACGUUACAACCUGGACCUGGAGGAGAAGAGGGAGGGAGUCAACUGGUCCGACCACAAAAGUCUUUCACUGAGUGAGCAGGGAACGCUGUGUGUGACAGGACCCAACCAGGGUUGUCUGACAGUGGAGUUGGAGAGGGGUCCCAGGGGGUUUGGCUUUAGUCUGCGAGGGGGAACUGAGUACAACAUGGGCCUGUACAUCCUGAGACUGGCCGAGGACGGACCUGCUCAGCUGGAUGGAAGGAUCCAUGUGGGAGAUGAGAUAGUGGAGAUCAACGGGGAGCCGGCGCGCGGCAUUUCCCACACACGGGCUAUUGAACUGAUCCAGGCUGGAGGAAGCAAAGUGGUACUGCUGCUGAGACCUGGGGCAGGUCUGGCUCAAGAUGGCAGUCAACAUGAUCAAAAACUCAUUUCACCCACAAGCUAUUCCGGAGAGUUGUUUUACUCUGACACAUCACCCCUGUCCUCUCCAUAUCCCACUGGGGCUUCCAUCUUUGUUCCCUCUCCCUUCUCCAGCAAACUGAAACAUUCCCACAGCUGGAGCAGCAUCUCCCCACAAGGUCUCAAGCCCCGCAGCAGGGGUUUAAGCUCAGUGGAAGAGAACGUUGAGUGGGCAGACAAAGAGGUUGGAAGGCUCUCUCCCGCCUCCCCUGAGCAGAUGAACUUCUACAAGAGGACCAGGCCCGCAAAACUCCCUCUCAACUCCAGAGAGCUAAGCAGCCCAAAGAAAACAGGGGAGACAUUUCCUAAAGCCAAAGAGCAACAUCACGGUCCCAAAAAGACAGAGAGUAAGGCACAGGAAGAACAAGCGAGCAGGAGCAGGAUGUCUCAGACACAGACAAAAACACGAUCCACAAGCCCUCGCAAGGCUCCUCAAGCUGGACAGCAAGUGGCUGCGACCCUGCAUCAACAAGCCCCUCAGAGGAGAUUAAAAGACUCUUCUAGCAGGGAGAGCUUGGAUCAUGAAAAGAAAAACGGCAAAGGGGGGACACUCGAGAUCAGAAGAUACUCACAAAGACAGGAGAUGGAAGGGAGAGGAGAAAGGACCAAGCCUAGCCGUGAGCAACAAAGUUUCAUAAGAAGGGUGGGAGAGCCGCACCACCACAGGACGUCUCCUCAUACAGUCAGAGAGAGCGAGAAAGGUACAGGCAAAGACUCAGGGCAGAGAGAUGCUAAUGGGAAGUACAAACCCACCGACGUCAGGAAUCCAAGCAAAGAAACUAUCAAGAGAGAAUCGCUUUUGUCUUUUAAAGAUAAGUGGAUCAGAAAAGGUUCGGUCAUUUCACCACGAGAGGCAAAAGGAAAAGAAGACACAUUUUCUCACUCCAAAGACGUCAGUAGUAAAGAAGACUUUGUGGCCUCUAUAAACAGUUCUCCAGGGCCCUUGCAGAGCCCAAAGGGACCUAUUAGCCCUGGCCCUUGGAAAGUGCCCAGCUCAGCCAAAAUCCUCUCCCAGGCGGAGGUCCUUCGCGGCCCCUUGUGAUAGAAUAUUGAAUCACCCAGACUUGAGAAAUAUUUAACCCUCAGUGGAUUGUUUUUCUGAGUUCUUCCAUAAAAAACAGAGAAGGGCAACAUGUUGCCACUUUUAUUACCUUGGGAUCAUGUCCAGAUUUGUCUUUUCAACUAGGUCUUUUUUGGGAGUCCUGUGACAUCACGUGUUGGCAUGUAGCAGCUCCCCCUCUGCCUUGUCCGCUGCUUCAGCAUCUUUGAUGUGGGACUCAAGCAUGUGCGGCGUGCUCGGGGCCUUGCCAGUCGAGACAUUUUGAAAUGUGAAUAUGUGCCAAUCCUGGGAGCCUCCUGUGGAACAACGACUACCAACAGCGCUUCACCCAUUACAAUGCAAUGACCCAUAUGCAAAGAAAGGAGAUAGGCCCUCGCCUCUCGCCUGUAGUAUACACCAAGUGUGACUGUCAUCUAGUGUUUAAUUUUGCUCUCGGCCUCAUUGUGGGAUAUUUUGACUGUCUUUUUCUUAAGCGUUUGCUCAACUGCAUGCAGUCGGUCCUUCUGUUUGUUUUACUGCACGUGUUCUGCACAUCACUGAGGAUGAUCCUGUCUCUUGUUUAUAAUUCUCAUUCUCAACACCAGGCAGAUUUCUAAUACAAUCCAGCAAGCGUUCACUUUACCGGGGACUCUAGACUGUUCUAUGAUAAUAGACAUGACUCUCCUCCAUACAAAACAGUAUCAUUAAAAAGACCAGAAACUUGUGGUUUGAGAUCUUGUUUACCAUGUGUAUGAUAACCAACCAGUGUGUAAUUUAUUGAGAUGAUAGAUUAAUAUGUGUAUAUGUAGCUGUACCAAGCCAUUCCACAUUUUGAUAUAGACUUCAAAGAUUUGUCCCAUGUUAUUUGAACUCUCACCAUCCCGCCAAUGUACUUCAGUGGUAGGAAUCGCCAUGGAUCUCGUAGUUCAUGAAAAUGUAUAGGUAACGUGCAAACCGCUGUACCAAAUGUUUGCAAUCGCUCAAAACGUGUCUCAUUGUGAAAUAUAAUAUAAUAUAUAUAUUUGAAUGUGUCAUGUUUUGCAGAUUCUAACUUUUAAAUAUCUAUUGAAUUCCAUUGCACUGCAUCUGCCCUUGUAGCAUAACAGAAUGAACAUGAGUUGUAUUUAAUUUGUGAUGUUGACUUGCUACCAAUGCCAUUUUAAUAUUGUUAUUAUUAUUAUUUUGUAAAGGCGAUUUCAUUUUUUCUAAAAGAUUCACUGUUUAAGGCCAAAAAGGCAAUUUGUAUAAUAAUGUGCAAGUUCUGAGUCAUGUCCCUGAUGGUUUUACCUUUGCCUACUGAUAGAGGGAAAAUGAGGGUUUUAAAAUGUAUGUUUUUUUUGUUUUUUUUGGUCAAUCCUGCUGUGUAAUUAUCUGCCAGGGUAGCUUGAAGGAUAAUGGAGCUUAGAAAGGGAUGUGGUGGUUUACUGAGAUAUAGAGCAUGCUGCUGAUGUAAGACAGGUAUACAGAGAGCCCAUUUCUUACAGAACUUAAAGGGGACGUAUUAUGCAAAUUUUCAGUUUAAGGCUUUUCUACAAGAACAUGUUUACACGCUUAAAUGUAAAAAGAAACCAACAUAUUUUUCUUUAAUUAUUUGUCUGAAUAUAGCUGUAUCCACCCUCUGUCUGAAAUGCUCCCUUUUAGCGCCUGUCUCUUUAAGCCCCCCCUCAAAAGGCCCAGUCUGCUCUGAUUGGCUUGUGAAAAGAACAUGGUGCAAGUUUACAACAGUAGCAAUUCUUUCAGCUCCGACAAAACCUAGCGGAACAUUUAUUUGGAUGGAAAUGGGGUUGUGUGAAACACCCUGUUGCCCUUUCUGCCUGUUUUGAAAGGCGACCAUGUCAUCAAAACUUACUGGAAAAAAUUAGCUGGAAAAUACAUUUAUAAAUGAAAUGCUUUGAACAGUUUGCAGUGGAUAAAAGUUUAAAUACAAGUUGCUCUGACACACCUACCGAACGAGAGACAAAGUACCUCAAAGUCCAAAUCUUUUCAAACCCUGUUGACAUUGAAUGUGGGUGGCUAAGUACAUUUACUCAAGUACUGUACUUAAGUACAAUUUUGAGGUACUUGUCCUAUACUUGAGUAUUUCCAUUUAUGCAACUUUAUACUUCUACUCCACUACAUUUUAGAGGCAACUUUUGUACUUUUACUCCACUACAUUUUGCUGACAGCUUUACAGGGGAUUCCUUUAAUAUGAAAAACAUGAUUCAUUUGAAACAAUUAUGCUCUGUUAGAAAUUUAACCACAUAACAGCAUUUUAAAAUCAACCAAUAAAAUGCUGCUUGCGUAAUUAUAAUACUAAUAAAAUAAUACAUUUGGAAUAUGUCUAACGACCUAAGCAGGGCCCCUGUGAAUAACAAGUACUUUUACUUUUGAUACUUUAAGUACAUUUUGAUGCUGGCACUUUUGUAUUUUUACUUAAGUAAGGUUUUGAAUGCUUCUAGCCUGUGACAUAGGAAUGGGAGCAAAUUCUGAAUGGCUUGUUGGAUGUUUUAGGAUCUAAGCAGCCCACAAACAACUGACUGGUUGUCUUACUUCACAGCUUGCAGGUUGGUCGGCAUAAGCACUGGAAAGUGAUUUCUUUUCAUAAUAUGUCCCCUUUAAGGUUUGUUUAGCUGGUGGCUUUAAGAUAAACGAUUGGUUUCAUACAUGGGGUCGGUGCAAAUGACAUAGUCUAAAGAAAAUAUCGUCAGCAUACCUGCUAAUACAACGUGUGAGACAUUAAGACAUGUUCAGAUGAGCUCAGGGAACACAGUAUAGUAGCAAAUGUGUGAUAAAGUCAGUGAUGGUUCAGGUCUGUGCUUGACUGUGAUAAGAGCCUGUGAUUGUAUAAGGGAG